AUGUCGCCUCUCUCCAAGACCCUCAGCGUCUCGUCGGCUGCCGAGCACAAGCAGAUCGCAUCUGCCGAGACGGCCGCGACGACCUUCGUCAACUGCCACAUCGUCGCGCCGCCCUGCGAAGAGAGCGAGCGCAAGCCCAUCGACUUGGUCGUCGUGCUCGACCGCUCCGGCAGCAUGAGCGGCUCCAAGCUCGAGUUGUGCAAGCAGACGCUCGACUUCCUCGCACACGAGCUCUCGCCCCACGACCGCGUCUCGCUCGUCACAUACGACACGUACGUCACGACGAACCUGCGCCUGACCAAGAUGACGCAGGCCGGCAAGUCGCUCCUCGCCGCCAAGGUCCAGGGCGUCCACGCCGGCUCGUGCACCAACCUCAGCGGCGGCCUCCUCGCAGGUCUCGAAGAAGUCCAGUCGUCGUCGCGGCCCGACCAUGGCGAGCCCAACCCGGUGCAGUCGGUCUUGCUGCUCACGGACGGCCUCGCCAACGCCGGCAUCUCGUCGCGGAGCGGCCUCGUCGAGCUCCUCGAAGGCGUCUUGUCCAAGAACGUCUCGCUCUUCACCUUUGGCUACGGCUCGGACCACGACGCGGAGCUGCUCCGCGAGCUCUCGGACCUCGGGCGCGGCUCGUACUACUUUGUGCAGACCCUCGACAGCGUCUCGCUCGCGUUCGCCGACUGCCUCGGCGGCCUCCUCAGCGUCGUGGCCCAAAACAUCAAAGUCGAGUGCGUCGCAGCCGCCAACGUCUCGAUCGCUUGCCUCAAGACGAAGCGACCGGUGACGACGAACGCGCCGAGCACGUCGUACACCGUGGACCUCGGCGACAUCUGUGACGCGUGGCCGGCCGCCGAGACGGACCAGCCGCUCGUGACGUUCAGCGUCCGGUAUGCCAACGUCCUCACGUCGUCGCUCGAGACCACGGCGACGAGUGUUGCCGUCGGACGCCCGGUGACAGUGACGGACGCGUCGCUGGAUGCGCUCGUCGUGCAGCAAAAGCACCGCGUUGAGACGGCCGAAGCGCUCGAAGCCGCGCAGCAGGAAGCGCAGAAGGGCAACUUGCGCGGCGGCCAAGACGUCCUCCGCACGCUCAAGGCCAAGCUCCAGCGCGACGUCGCCGAGAACGAGAGCUUUGCGAGCACGACGCUCAUCGACGACCUGGACGAGUGCUGCGCGGCGAUGGAAACCACGCACGUCUACCGCGAGCGUGGCAUGCAGCGCAUGGCCGGCAAGACGCAGUCGCACUGGGCGCAACGCAGCAACGACGUCGAAGUCAACGCCGCCGACCUCUGUCCCCCGCCGAUGGCCAGCGCCAUGCCGAUGCCGAUGCAGGCAGCGCAGUACGGCAACGUCUCCAAGACCCGCAUGAUGUCCAAGGCCGCCCGCUUCGUCUCCGCGCCCGUCAACAUGACUCCGUACAGCGCGCCGCACACGAGCGCGAGCUAA
Messenger RNA from Saprolegnia parasitica CBS 223.65, 1440 nucleotides. RefSeq lists its product as hypothetical. The record is from RefSeq and is a predicted model, not a curated record. NCBI's taxonomy places the organism in Eukaryota, Oomycota, Saprolegniomycetes, Saprolegniales, Saprolegniaceae. The transcript is spliced from 2 exons. The coding region runs from base 1 to 1440 and encodes 479 amino acids.